GCAUUACCGAAAUACUGCUUAAAAUGAUUCAGAUUUAUGGCUUAUUGAUUCAACUUCUUUUCACUUCUUGCUCGCUGUAAUCUCCAGAACGGAUCAUUCUGUCCUUGAUUGAAUUGCGAAAGAGAUGCUACCGCGAAGAGAACGCCUCGCUACAAGAAGUGGAGAACAAGCUGAAGGAGCGCAUCGUCCAUUUAGAAGGCAAGAACGCGCUGGUGCCGCAUGCGCAUCAGAAGCGCUUCACAUGCGAGGAGGUGGCGCGGUUGGUGCAGGAGAAGAACAAGUACAAGGAGCAGUUCAUGGAGCUCCAGGACGAGAUGCGCGCCAUACUCUCACAGAAUCAGCGCGUCGUCGUGCAGCAGCGCCGCGGCCGGUCCAGCUUCUUCAAAUUCUUCAGUGGCCUGUUUGGGAGCACCGGCAGCCGCGAGAACAGCGCCGUCCGCUACAACAACGACCACACCCUCCCGCCCUCGCCGGGCGGCGGCACCAUGUCCCCCUCGCAGUAGAGCACCGCGUCGCGAUCUCCUCCCGCCUCGGAAGCGGCGCCCAUCGACACCGCCGACGUCGUCGACCUCCAGGAACAUUAUAAACGGAUUGCUACGGCGGCGGAGAACGGCGGGACGCCGCAGGAAAGUCCUCCCACCGGCGACCGGGGAUCCUGUGGGUCCAUAAUUCAGGGCGAUCGGCCGGGAAGGAGACGCCGAGUGGGCGGGUGCAGGCGUUCGGAUGGAGUGUGCCGGUGGUCGCGGCAAGCGGAGCUGGUAUUGUGUUUGGCAGUGUCGUCGUCCCGAAGCCUCUCUACUCCCGGCCGUUGGUGGAGAAGGAUCCCGAUAUGAAGAUCUGGUGUGCAGUGGGCAUUCAACUGCCACCACGCACGCCGACCGCCGAUGCGACCGAACCGGGCUCGGAUGCCUUGCGCGAACAGGCGUACGCAGUCGCCUCGUCCGUCAUCUGGAUCUGCAGUUCCACCCACUCCAGUGCUCCAGUGGCAAGGUGACCGUCAUGGACGCCAACCGAGAGCUUCCCCGUCUGUUCAUCGCAUCUACUGUGCAUGGGUUACGUUCCAGGCAUUCAUGACGACGUGGAGAUCCCGGUGCCGGUGGAGAAGCCGGAGGCCAGUCCGGAGAAGAAGGCCAUCGAACAUCCGCUAAUGAGCACCGGCGGACGGGGACGCAGUACGGAUCUGGGGAAUAUUCUCUUCGUGUCCUGCGCGACGGGAUCGUCGCCGCCGGUCAAGAGCGUUGCCAGCGCAGCGGUGGGACACAUGGCAAGCAAUGCACUGCCCAGCGACGCAAGCGUGAACAAUGCAACAGCGGAUCUGUCGAGCGAGAUGAGCGCGAAGUGGGAUCCCAGUGCGGAGAGCUGUAGUGACCACAUUCCCGUUGACUCCGAUCUGGGCCGCGCCCGGGUGGAGGGUACCGUGUGGAUCGGCAGUCAGAAUCGUGGGUUGUACAUUUAUCACGCGUCGCGGAUAUAUCGCAAACGCCUCAGCAAGGUGAUCCUGGACGACGCGGUCCUCUGCAUUGUACAUACGACGGGCCGCGUGCUGGCCUCGUUGGCGGACGGGCGCGUGGCGGUGUUCCGGCGGGUGCAGCCGGGUGGCUGGUGGGACACGACCAACUACCACCUGCUGAGUCUGGGCCAGGCCGACCACGCCAUCCGCGCCAUGAGCAUCGUCCCGCCGCCCUAUCCCGACUACAUCCCCGGCAUCCGCCGCAGCCCGGGGGCGGCUGGCAGUGAGCAACGGGACUGCGUGUGGGCCGGUUGCCGGAACAAGAUCCACGUCGUCGAUCCCCUCUCCAUGAAGAUCCUGGUAAGGGUCGCUUGCGCAUCUCGCUGGUGCGCAUCACGGCCAUGUCGGCCUCCUGCCGCGCCUGUGGAUCGGCACCAGCACCGGCGUCCUCCUCUUCAUUCCCCUCAGUUUCACGCCAGAUGCCAGCAACCCGGACAAGGAGGCGGCCAGUCGUAUCGAAGUGUCUGCCCGGGUGUGAUGACCCCCUGGCGCAGGUGUCGUAUCACGGACGCCGGGAGGAGGUCAAGUUCUUCGUCUCCAUUCCCGGAACGUACACACUCGGCGGGGCCACGCCUUCCAGCAACGACCCGAAGGCCAGCCAGGAGGACGCCAGUCUGCUGGUGUCCGGGGGUGAAGGCUACGUGGACUUCCGCUACGAUGACAGUGCGGAGAGCGGACUGGAGGAUUCUCCGGGCGGCAACGCGGAGCCGCGCAGUAUCCGCUCGCACCUGAUCGUGUGGCAGACGCCGACCACGCCCACCACCUCCGCGCCCCGAUCCUGAAGGAGAGCGACGGACACCCCUCCCUCCCCCGGGGGCGGCAGCUAGCAGGACAGGCGCAAUGCAACGGACAGCCGUGAUGGUCUCUAGUCGGUGACGCAGAUUAUGCAAGGAUGGUUUUGCCAGUUUAUUGCACUGACCUUUCGUUUGUACGGCUUCCAGUAUGGUGUUCAACAGUGUUUUCGUGUUCAUAGUGCUUUUACUUGUCUUUUAAUUGGAGUUUCUAUUUGAUUUUACUGAUUUUAUGCGUUUCUAAAUGGAUUUUUUGAUAUUUUUUUGUUUUUUUUGUGGUGGUAGUUUUCUGUGGAUUUUGCGAAUUUGUGAUUGGUGUUGUGUUGUGUUCGGGAAUCGUGAUUAUGGGAAAUGGAAA
Paramacrobiotus metropolitanus is the source of this 2659-nucleotide messenger RNA. Its product is annotated as C-Jun-amino-terminal kinase-interacting protein 3-like. Gene Ontology annotation, cellular component: cytoplasm. Bases 1049 to 2242 code for a protein of 397 amino acids. NCBI's taxonomy places the organism in Eukaryota, Metazoa, Tardigrada, Eutardigrada, Parachela, Macrobiotidae. The transcript is spliced from 13 exons. Gene Ontology annotation, biological process: vesicle-mediated transport. The record is from RefSeq and is a predicted model, not a curated record. Gene Ontology annotation, molecular function: kinesin binding; MAP kinase scaffold activity; signaling receptor complex adaptor activity.